This is a messenger RNA of Monosiga brevicollis MX1, 1232 nucleotides long. RefSeq lists its product as uncharacterized. The coding region runs from base 270 to 1232 and encodes 320 amino acids. Gene Ontology annotation, molecular function: protein-folding chaperone binding. The transcript has 2 exons. Gene Ontology annotation, cellular component: cytosol. NCBI's taxonomy places the organism in Eukaryota, Choanoflagellata, Craspedida, Salpingoecidae. The record is from RefSeq and is a predicted model, not a curated record.
CUACCAGUCACCAAUCCGCUACAUAUCCUUCUUGUGCUAUCAUCUCAAGACUCAACGCCCGCCGAGCCGUUCUUCCACCUGCUCGCGCGACCACCUUUGCUUUUUUUUUGCACAACCUUUAAGUGACGAUCACUCUACUUGGUGGUUUACCUGUUUCCUGUGUUCAACAUCUUGCCCGUGCGAGAGUCUUGUUCAAGCGUUGACUUUACCGAUUGCUCGACCCAGCAAGCCAGGAAGCGUCGGGCAGCCUCUUCUCACACAUCGGCAGCAUGCCGACUCAGCAUCGUGACUACUAUGAAACGCUGGGCGUUGCACGCGGCGCCAACGAUGACGAAAUCAAAAAGGCCUAUCGCAAAUUGGCUCUCAAGUACCAUCCAGACCGCAACCAGAGUGCCGAUGCCAACGAGCGGUUUCAAGAAAUUUCAGCAGCCUUUGCCGUGUUAAGCGACAAGGAAAAGCGGCAAAUCUACGACCAGUAUGGCGAAGCCGGCUUGCAGGGCAACGUUCCCACCGGUCCUGGUGGUGCAGCCGGCGGCCCGGGUGGUGCCACCUUCCACUUUGACCAAUCUCAAGCUGAGGACAUUUUCCGCCAGUUCUUUGGCGGUAUGGGCGGCUUUGGCGGCUUUGGCGGCGCAGGCAUGCCUGGUGGUUUUGGUCGCGGCCGUGCACCAUCGCGCCCACGCGAACAGCCCCACGCCAUUGUCGAACGCCCCCUGCCCGUGAGCUUGGAGGAGCUCGCGGCAGGCUUCAGCAAGAAACUCAAGGUGACCAAGCGCAUUCAAGAUUCCACCACCGGCGCCAUUAAGACUGUAUCUAACGUGCUCGAGGUCAACGGCCGUCCAGGUUGGAAGGCCGGUACCAAGGUGACCUUCCCCAGUGCGGGUGACGAACUCAACGACCAACCAGCCCAGGAUAUUUGCUUUGUGAUCCAGGAGAAGCCCCAUCAGACCUUCCGACGUGAUGGUGACGACUUGCUUGUGACCGUCCGAAUCCCUUUGGUUGAUGCGCUGUGCGGCUCCACUGUGCAAAUUCCUCUGCUCAACGGCACGCGCAUGCCGCUGCAGCUACCGACCAUCAACCCCGGCACCGUCAAGGUACUGCCCAACCAGGGUAUGCCCAAGAAGGAUGGCUCACGAGGGGCGCUCAAGGUUCACUUUGACGUGGUCUUCCCCAAGAACCUGGACGAUGUACAAAAACAAGGUCUCCGCAACUUCCUGCCUCGCAGCACAUAG